Messenger RNA from Pseudomassariella vexata, 1140 nucleotides. RefSeq lists its product as uncharacterized. Gene Ontology annotation, biological process: DNA damage tolerance; protein monoubiquitination. The transcript has a single exon. Lineage: Eukaryota; Fungi; Ascomycota; Sordariomycetes; Amphisphaeriales; Pseudomassariaceae. Gene Ontology annotation, cellular component: nucleus; Rad6-Rad18 complex. The coding region runs from base 1 to 1140 and encodes 379 amino acids. The record is from RefSeq and is a predicted model, not a curated record. Gene Ontology annotation, molecular function: single-stranded DNA binding; ubiquitin protein ligase activity.
AUGCCACAGCCGGAUGAACUCGAAGAAGUCGCUGACUCGACCGACUGGCUCUCGACGCCUCUUUCAGGGCUGACAGCCGUCGAAGCAGCACUGCGGUGCCAAGUCUGCAAGGAUUUCUACAAGACACCCAUGCUCACAUCCUGCAACCAUACCUUCUGCUCUAUAUGCAUCCGGCGUGCUCUCAAUAAUGACGGCAAAUGCCCUUUAUGCCGUGCCUCGGAACAAGAGAUGAAGCUAAGGAGUAACUGGUCUAUGGAAGAGGUCGUGGCGGCAUUCAAGCAGACGAGGACCCACGUCAUGGAAUUUGCGCAAAGACCCCGAGCCAUAGUCGGGAGCAGUGCUGGCGAGUUGCCAAAGAGGAGGUUAGAUUCAGACAUGGCAGAGAAUUCGAGAGCGUCAAAGAGGCUAAGAUCGUUGACGCGGUUGAGUAAAAACAGGAGUGCCGAACUCACGACGGAGAUGGCCCGUCAAGAAGCCGAACAAGACGAAUCGACUCCUGAGAUACCCAUCGACGACGGUCUGGUCGCGUGUCCAAUAUGCUGGACUCGAAUGAAGGAAGCACAAGUCGACAAGCAUAUCGAUACAUCCUGUACCGGUUUGCCACAGCCACAUGGACGACAAGCUUCGAGUCCAUCGACCCUGAACGGCUUGCCCAAUGGCUUCCAAACGAUCACAAAGCCUAUGCCGUCAAGGAACUUCGAGCGCCUGCCAGCAAUAAACUACUCAAUGCUGAAGGACCAACAAAUCCGCAAGAAGAUGUUAGAGCUGGGCAUAUCCAAUGCUGGAACCCGGCAAAUGUGCGAGAAGCGCCACAAGGAGUGGAUGACUAUAUGGAACGCAAAUUGCGACUCGUUGCAUCCACGGAGUAAACGCGAGCUACUACAUGAUCUUGAUGUGUGGGAGAAAACAUUAGGCACGCGUGCACCAACGUCUUCAAGAGCGGUAAAUGUAGGGGCGCAAAUUAAAGACAAGGAUUUUGAUCAGGCUGCUUGGUCGGCAAAUCACGAUUCUUCAUUCAAGGAUCUUAUAGCGAGCGCAAGGAGGAAUAAAGCGCAGGCAGAACAGAAAGUCAUGGAGGCGAAUGCUUCAGAAGAGGCUGUAAAGGAUCCGCGUAUAAAGGAUCGAGGUAGUAGUGUCUGA